Molecule: messenger RNA, 1714 nt
Organism: Vigna unguiculata (cowpea)
Lineage: Eukaryota; Viridiplantae; Streptophyta; Magnoliopsida; Fabales; Fabaceae
Product: putative transcription factor KAN2
Biological process (GO): abaxial cell fate specification; regulation of DNA-templated transcription
Cellular component (GO): nucleus
Molecular function (GO): transcription cis-regulatory region binding
Source: RefSeq, a predicted model, not a curated record
GUCAUUUUCUCACAUAUACUUCACACGAAACAAACAACAUUUCACUUCCCAUACCCAUACCUUGUCAUUUCCUCUCUCUCUCUCUUUUUCUCUCAAUCUCUCUGUUUACAUUUUCUCUUUUAAAUCUCAAAUCUCUUCUCUGCACUGCAACAAAUCAAACACCUUUAGAAUAUCCAUUUACUCACCUUUUUCUUGCACAUCACUAACCACAAAACACCCUUCAAGAUUUUCUUAGCCUUGUGCAAUAUUGCACAACAAAAGGAAAUUGAGCUAGGAGAAAGAACAACUUAGAACAAGAAGAAGAAGAAGUAUCUAGCACACAUAGAUAUAGAUAGAUACAUAGAUAGACAGAGAGUUUGCCCUUGAAAAGAUGGAACUAUUUCCAGCACAACCAGAUUUGUCCUUGCAAAUCACUUCUCCAAACACCAAACCCACAUCCAGUAAUUGGAAGAAGAGAAGCACAGAAAAGGAGGAGAUGGAUUUGGGAUUUUGGAAGAGAGCUUUGGAAUCCAAAACAGUGAGAACAGACCUCUCCCUCUCCAAUCCAACAAGGGCUUCUUUUUCUUCUUCUUCUUCUUCUUCAAACACCAACAACACCCCUAACCCCAACCACUUCCAAAACAACACUAUCCAACAAAACCACUUCUUUCAGCAGCAGCAAGACCUACGCUUUCUCACACCCAUAAGAGGAAUCCCACUGUACCAAAACCCUCCUUUCUCAUACACACCCACUUCUUCAACCCCUUUCCUCAACUCAACCUUCCUCUCAUCACGCUUCCCUCCCAAGCGUAACAUCAGGGCUCCUCGGAUGCGUUGGACCACUGCACUCCAUGCUCGCUUCGUCCAUGUCGUUCAACUCUUGGGCGGCCAUGAAAGGGCUACACCCAAAUCAGUUCUUGAGCUAAUGGAUGUAAAGGAUCUCACUUUAGCACAUGUUAAAUCUCACUUGCAGAUGUACCGAACAGUGAAAACUACUGAUAGAGCUGCGGCAUCAUCGGGGCAAUCUGAUACUUAUGAUAAUGGGUCUUCUGGAGAUACUUCUGAAGACUUGGUGUUUGAUAGAAACUCUCCAAGGAGGUCUGAUCUAUCUAUUAGGCAGGCAAGACCAAGUGUUAAUCAAGAUUAUGGAAAUGGUGGUCUUUGGAACAACUCUUCAAGCAGAGAAGCCUUGUUGCAUGCCAAGCCAAAGCUUGACUCCAUUGGGAACGUGCCUUCUGUUGAGGGAAUGGAUCCAAAGGGACAAAGCAAUGAAAUAUCAGAUGGAAACUCUUCCUCAGACACUGCAGAAUCAAGUGGCAAGAAGCCAAAUUUGGAUUUGGAAUUCACGUUAGGUCGAUCAGUUUGAGGUUUUGUGAUGAAUAUUUUGAAAUAUAUAAAUGAUUAUAUAUGUGUCUAGAAUCACAAGAGCUAUAGAUAGCAGGAAUAAGAAUCAGGUAGCAGCAAAGAAAAUCAAAGAAAAAGAAAGCUGAAAAGAAUAGAAAAGAAAGGAUUAAGAAAAGAAAAAGGAGCUAAAGAAAGACAAGGAGACAAGAAAGACAGAAAGAAAGCAACAAAGAAGAGGGUGGUAAAGAAAAGCGUGUCCUUCCAAUCAAAGCUCUUUGUGAUAUUCAAAAAUAUAUAUUAAUUUCUCAGUAAGUAUAUUAAUUAAUCCUAAUUUAUUAUUGUAUAUUUGCAAUCUGACAAAAGAAUGUGCAGAAAAAGAGAGCUUUAGAUA